CACUGCACCUUAAACUUCUCAGUGGGUUGGCAGUACGCUUGUCGUAUAGUUUAAAAUGGCGGAAUCCCAACAAAAUAGUGAUGGCUUGAAGUCGGAAAGCCUAAAUCCCCCCAUUAUAAUGAAAAUUGAUGCACCCAAGGAAGACACACAUAAAAUAGAAGACGAAGACAAUGAUAAAAACGAAAUAGAGUCAUUCAGAAUGUGUACUCCAACAUACAAAUCCGUAAUAUCAUCACCCAAUUUAUUUUCUGGAAGACCAAAAAGCCUCAUCAAACCGCCUCAGCUAAGUUUUAACAAACCAGCCUCAAAAACCUUUGUUCUAAACCCAAGCAAACUUGCCCCUGUUGUUCCUGAAACCAAUAGUGAACAAUGUGAUAAAAAGGUAAAUCAAGCUAAUGGAGAAACGCCAAAAUUUGUGCCUCUAGUGCAAACAGAAAGUAGAACUACUAAUAUAUCAGCACCAAGCAAAUCAAACUCCAAGGAUAGUGCUACAGUAUCUUCAAGUACCUCAUUUGUGUUUGGACAGAACUUAUCAGAUCGUGUGAUAGCAGGUGAAAGAGAAGGGAAUGAUGAAGCUCCAUCAACAAGCCUCCAUUCAAAUGGCAGUUCAGAAAUGUUGUUUAGUAGUGUUAUGAAUACAGAAGUAAAACCAGACAGCACAAACAAAGAAUCAAAAUCCCUAAGUGAGUCUGCAAGGGAGUAUGAAGAAUCCAGAGCCAGUAAACGGAAGUAUGAUGAGGUUGAGGUUAAAACUGGCGAGGAGGAGGAGACAAAUGUUAUUAGUAUUUCAUGUAAACUUUUUGCCUACGACAAAACAGGUGGCAGUUGGCAAGAACGAGGCAGAGGGACUCUAAGACUUAAUGAUUUGGAAAUGGAUGACAAUCAAACCCAAAGCCGAUUGGUUUUUAGAACUUCAGGGAGCCUUAGGGUCAUUCUAAAUACUAAGAUUUGGGCAGAAAUGACGGUUGAAAAGGCAAGUGAAAAAAGUAUCAGAAUUACAGCACUGGAUUCCAAUGGAGAAAUAAAGGUGUUUCUCAUAAUGGGAACAAUUGAAGAUUCCAAACAGUUCUUUAAUCAAUUGCAGUCCCGGGUGCAAAAAGAGGUUCUGGCAUCGCAAAAGCGAAGAAAACCCCUUACAAAUGCAGACACAGAUUCCGGCGGGCAGUGAUUUUUUUGUAAAUUAAAUUUGUAAAAUGUUUUAAAAUUAAAUAACUUUAUUAUUGCUCAUGUUCUAGAGAAAACAAGAAAGGUAGAACAUGUUUGGUCUUAAUAGUAAUCUUUUUAUAAUAUGAUGUAUUGUUUUUAACAACUGGUGAACAUCAAAAGUUGCUUUCAGCAUUUUGAAUGUAAUUUUUAUUUUUAUUUUGUAUGUAAUAGGCAAUAAAAUAUUUCCCAAGUACAAAUAAAUUUUGUUUCAUAAAA
This is a messenger RNA of Brassicogethes aeneus, 1422 nucleotides long. NCBI's taxonomy places the organism in Eukaryota, Metazoa, Arthropoda, Insecta, Coleoptera, Nitidulidae. The record is from the annotation of a GenBank genome assembly.